CUUUCUCACUCUUCAUCUGCCUUCCUACGUUUGUUGCCAUUCUCCUUCCCAUAUGCACCCAUUUCUUCGUAAAUGAAUAUGCUCUAUUUCUCUGUAAAUGAGGUUCUAACCAUUCUCGUUGCAGUGAAUAGAGUAGAUGAUUGGCAUCAUUAAUUAUAGUGAUGCAUUUCGGAAAAUCAGAAGGGGGCUUUUCAAUUAGGGUUGAAAGCCAAAUCAUCGAUUUGCUUUAUGGUAAAGAAGAAGUUCAUGGAGUAGUACAAGAGGGACACCCAGACCAAGUUCUAGGAGAAAGAAUGCAUGGAAAGAUUGGUGAAUGGCCUGAGGAGUUGGCAGAGGAGAGAAGUGAAAAACUCAAUGAGUUACAGGAGCUUAGGAGGGUGAAAAAAGUAUACUAGAGACAAAGAUUGAGGGUUAAGUGGCUUAA
Messenger RNA from Amborella trichopoda, 424 nucleotides. Lineage: Eukaryota; Viridiplantae; Streptophyta; Magnoliopsida; Amborellales; Amborellaceae. The record is from RefSeq and is a predicted model, not a curated record.